Asterias rubens (European starfish) is the source of this 2953-nucleotide messenger RNA. RefSeq names its product GRAM domain-containing protein 2B-like. Gene Ontology annotation, molecular function: sterol binding; sterol transfer activity. The record is from RefSeq and is a predicted model, not a curated record. Lineage: Eukaryota; Metazoa; Echinodermata; Asteroidea; Forcipulatida; Asteriidae. Gene Ontology annotation, cellular component: plasma membrane; endoplasmic reticulum membrane; endoplasmic reticulum-plasma membrane contact site. Gene Ontology annotation, biological process: intracellular sterol transport. The transcript is spliced from 16 exons. The coding region runs from base 351 to 1769 and encodes 472 amino acids.
UUGAUGAUGGCGAUAGAAAUUCUGCACACGAGAGCUGUCAGUUUGUGUCACCCAAAGUAAAACAACAAAAUUGUUUUACAUUUCCCAAUGGUUGCUGUACUUAUCUUAUCAUGAUUUAGGUCCUGUAGAGGUCGUUUUAUAAACGUACACCUACGUCUGGAGAAACGGGACAUUCUCUAAUCUCUGCUGCAUGCAGUGGUGCUAGCUAGGCGCUCUACCUAGCUUUGUUUGUUGAGUUGAAGCAUUCCUCCAUGGUUGAAGCAAGUAACUCAAUUUGCGUAUGUAGCCUGUCCAUCUCUCUAUUUUCGGUUGAUGUUUGGUGAGCCAAGCCUCUACGAUCGAGUACGCCCAUGCACCUCACACUCACAGUGCCGAGUGAUGAUCCAACUUCAAGUCAUGCAAGUAGUCGAGAUUGGGAAGGAGACUGUGAAGACAUACAAUUCAUUGACACCGUUUGCUGUGACCAGCUAGAUGACGUUAAUGACAUUGACUUCAAGAAUGAUGCAUUUCUCCAAGAUAACUAUUCUGCCUCAUCUCGCUGUGAAAGAGGAAUAAGACGAAGAAGACUCAUGUCACAUCCUCCUGUUGUGAAGAAGAAGCGGAGAAGUUAUUGGCCUUCUGGAUCUGUCAUCAGCAAAAAACGAGUCUUUCAGAGGUCAAAGAGGUUAGGCACAUCUGUUUCCAAGGCCUUCACUGAUGCUCUUUCCAAACUUGAAGAAAUGAGCCAUGAUAGUCGAAACAGACAGUUCCAUAAACUAUUUAGUUUCAUACCAAGUAGUGAAAGAGUCAUUGUAUCUUAUUCCUGUGCCUUAGUCAGAGAAAUUCUGCUUCAUGGCAGAAUCUUCAUCUCCCAGAACUGGAUUUGUUUCCAUUCUCACAUCUUCACGUUUGUAACGCAGGUGACGAUAGAAAUAAGUUCUGUCACGAAUAUAAGCAAGGAGAGGACGGCGUUUGUGAUUCCUAAUGCCAUCGGAAUCCGCACCGAUAAUGGAAAGUUUGUAUUUGGUUCGUUAUUAUCAAGGCAAUCUACCUAUAUUCAGCUGCUGAAAGUCUGGAAAAGUGCCAUCAUAUCUACCGAUCAAGAAGAGGAGGUUUCAUGUUCAAGUCAAGAGUCAAGUGAAACAAUAGAAAGUGAUGUCCAAUCAGCCAACCUGUUAGUUGAGGGUGAGACACUCUCAUGGACUGAGCAAAGAGUACCAAGUGAUGAGGAAUGUUCUGUUGAGGAUGGGUGUACAUCAACAAGAGAUAUUUAUGAAGACGAUACGAGUAACCUUCAAUCCAUCCACUCCCCACCAGGGUCAUCUUCAGUAAUGGACUCUUCUAGCCAAAUGUCUAUCCAUGACAUAUGCAACCACUUAUAUAAAUUGGUGUUUGCAAUGAGUGUAUUCAAGUCUCUGGAAAGGCUUCUGAAGAUCAUCAAAGCCAUGACCCCAGCUCAGUUUUUUCUCCUUCUAACUGCUUGCUUAAUUAUUUGUUUGACUAUUUCUGCAAUGAUUCUCACGUACCGUAUCGCCAGACUGCAGCCUCAGCUUGAGAACAAGCAUCCCUCUCUGCAGUACACACAGACACUCAGCGAGUGGAGUAGUUUAUGGUGGUCUCAACAAGCUGCUCAUAGUCAACAGAUUUCACAAAUGUGGACCUCAAUCGCUGAUAAUCUCAGGAUGCUUGCAAAGGUACAUCAGUCUCUACAGAUACUGCAAGGGGAAAUACAACCAACGCUAAAUCAUCAUAAUACAGCUUCUGAGACAGAUGAUCAACGUGUCAGGUAAUCAGUUUAGAACUCAUCCAGAAGAUGUACCUGAACAUUCCACAAUGAGCUCCACCGCCCUCUAUCAGCAAUAGGUGAUUGUCAGACACCGUUGUAGUUCAUAGGAUUGAAAACGUUGGAUAAUGAGAACAAUAAGCUUGAAACUAAGGUUGGCAGUUACAUCGGGUUUAAAUUUGAGUCGUAGAGGUUAUGAAAUAACAAAAAAAUCUGGUGUAAACAGAUCUUGGAUCACAAGACAAAUAGAUAUGGAAAGGUUGGUGUAAACAGAUCUUGGAUCACAAGACAAAUAGAUAUGGAAAGGUUGGUGUAAACAGAUCUUGGAUCACAAGACAAAUAGAUGUGGAAAGGUUGGCGGUAACACCAUGAUCUGACUAUCUCUAAAGAGAACCUUUGAUUCCAACUCACGGUCGUGAGUUAAAACCACAAUACAAAGUUUCAAAUUCACCUUUACACUUUAGAGACAGGGAUUCCUAACAAACGAGAUCAAUGCCCAGUAAAAGCUGUUAUGCAAACUGUUAAAGCAUUUUGAUUUAGGGGUUGAACAAAAAACAAUUGACUAGAGUGGGAUUUGAACCAAUGUCCUCUGGGUGAGCGUACCGAUGCUCUACCAACUGGAUGAGCUGUUCUCUUUGGUUGGGUGUGCCAGUCCGAAGCAAUGCAACAGUUAACCUGCCAUCACUGUAAAACUGACACCAGAUCAAAUACAGUACAAAGGAGUUUGGCUGGUAAAACAUGUACAUGUAAUGUAUUUCUGCAAGCAGCAGUUCUCAGUGUUGCAAUUAAGUGCUUAUUAUUUUUCAACUCAGAAACCGUAUUCAAUGACGACCAAAAUCUGAUUUCUAGGGAAUCAAAGGGGACCAACAUUUGUAUGGCCCCAAUGUGUUGUGUAAGGGCAGUUAAAAGUUAUUUUCUUGUCAAUCAACAGUAAAAAGAUCCAUCCACUGAAGGAAUUAGAAAUGAUGUCAAUAUUCAUAAUGUCAUGGUCCAUGCCAAGGCCAGGCACUUCUUACCAAAAAUCAAAACUGGGUUUGUUUCCACGUUUUCCAAUGCCAUCAUGACAUAUCCAAUGCUCCACCAAGUUCAAUAUGUUAUAGCUAAAAACAACCAGAGUUUAUUUAUUAUUAUUAUUAUUAUUAUUAUUAUUAUUAUUAUUAUUAUUUAUUUGGCAAUUCACAUAAAAAUACA